AGAGGGCAAAGACUGUCUCAAGUUGAUCCGGAUGUUUGUUUUUAUUGCAAAGAGCCCGGACAUUGGAAAAAUGAGUGCCCGCUUUUGAAUAGACACACGGCGGCUGCUGCGGCAAAGUCUAAACCGAAAGCAGAUUGACAGCAGAGUGCGAGAAAGGAGGGGGGAGUUGAGAGCAAAGUCUACGGCGACCACACUUCAGUAACAGAUAAGUUUGACACACACACACCCACAUCUGACACUGCGAAUUGCAAUGAAGAAAUGCUUGCUGCGAAUUGCAAUGAAGAAAUGCUUGCUGCGAAUUGCAAUGAAGAAACGCUUGCUGUCAUACACGAUUGCAUUGCUAGAUUAGAAAAUGAGAAAUCAUUCAGACAAAGAGAAUUAGGCACAUAUACUCAUUUGAAUGACUUAGCAUAUCAACAAAUGCCAGAGGUUAGCUUAUGGAUAGACGGAGUUGAAAGGGUGUUUUUAGCUGAUUCGGGGGCCACGAGUUCAGUAUUAAGGAUAAAUGAGUUUGUCUCUGUCCCCAAAUUGAGUGGAAAUUUUGCAUGGGCGAUUUCUGCAUCUGGUCAUACUGUUAAAGAGAAUUUUACAGUCCCUCUGAGGUGUAAGGAUGAGAAUGGUGCAAGUUUCAAACACAGUUUCCUCCUCUCACAGCACUGUCCCAAAAAUCUGCUGGGGAGAGAUUUGUUGUGCAAACUAGGUAUUUCUCUAAUAUCUGGUCCAGAAGGUAUCAAAGCAGUUCAGUGCCAAAUUCAAACUCUGACUGCAAUCCAACAUACACCACUAUACGUUUAUCAAUGGAAAUUGCAAGAUGAUAAAUUAUGCGAAAAUCUUGUCAAUGCUGCUAAAGAUAGAGUUUCGCCUGAUUCUGAUUUUAUACCAUUCUCGGACUUACAUUGCUCAGCACAUGUGUCUCUGGCUAGAGACGAGUUGUUUGAACAGAAAUGGUUUCCGCGUAUUGAGACAUUGCAAUUGAAUUGGUUAAUUUGGACAGAAAAUAAAUGUGCUGCUGCUGUUGCAUUAAACGAUGAACAGCAGAUGUUUUUUGAUGUUGUGGAUUCUUUUCCCCAUGUGUCGUUGUCGAAAGGGAGCGACAAUCGCUGGGAAGACAUUGGUCCCUUUGUAAAGACGUGUAUCUUUCAUGAAAAUUGGUUGCGGACUGCUGAGAAAUAUCCUUUGAAAAAGGAAGCUAUUGAGGGAAUCAAACCAGUUUUUGAAGCAUUGAAAAAGGCUGGAGUGAUUGUGGAAUGUGAGAACUCUCCUGUGCGUACACCCAUUUUUCCUGUCAAAAAGAUAAGAGACACAGACCAGCCAGUUGAGUGGAGGUUUGUGCAAGACUUGCAGGCUGUAAAUGAUGCAGUUCAGACACAGGCUCCUAUUGUCCCCAACCCGUACACACUCCUAUCACAAAUACCAGGUGAUGCUGAAUGGUUUUCGGUUGUUGAUCUUUCCAAUGCUUUCUUUUCUGUGCCGGUUCAUAAAGACAGCCAAUUUUGGUUUGCUUUCAAUUUUAAUGGCAAACCUUACACCUUUACUCGACUUUGUCAAGGAUUCAAAAAUUUGCCUGUGUUGUUCGACGAGAUUCCAAAGCCUCUGACAAAAAAACAGCUCAUGUCAUUUUUGGGAAUGUGUUCGUAUUGUAGAACAUUUAUUCCCAACUAUGCCAUUGAAGAGUCACCUUUGAGCGCUUUGGCUCACGGAAAAAGGUUGCAGCCACAUGACAAGCUGACCUGGACUCCUGAAGCAGAGAAAGCAUUUGAAAGGUUGAAAAUGUUGUUACAAACAUCCCCAAGUCUGGGACUUCCAGACCCUGAGAGAAAUUUUGUACAAACAGUUGAUGAGAAAAAUGGUUUCAUGUCUUCUGUUCUGUUUCAGGAUCACGGGGGAAAGCUGAGACCGGUGGCGUAUUUUUCAAGUAAGCUCGACCCUGUGGCAGCAGGUCUACCAAAUUGUCUGAGAGCUGUAGCAGCAGCAGAAAAAGCUAUUUUAGCUUCAAGGGAAAUUGUGGGGUAUUCUGAUGUAACACUACUAGUGCCACACGCUGUCUCUAUGAUCCUGUUGGAACAGAAAACAUCUCAUUUGUCAACAGCCAGAUGGCUCAGAUAUAAUACCAUUCUAUUGGAAAUGCCAAACAUCACAGUGAAACGGUGUACAGUGUUGAAUCCUGCCACACUGCUCCCAACCGAGCAGGAUGGCGAGGAACAUAAUUGUAUCGCUGCAUUGGAACAGGUGUGCACACCGCGACCAGAUUUAAAAGAAACCCCCCUUGACAAUGCAGAUUUGGUUUUAUUUGUUGAUGGUUCAGCGUCUCGAGACCCAGAAACCGGUAAAAACAGAGUAGGUUACGCAGUAACCACCGCGCAUGCGACAUUAGCAAGUGGAGCGCUCCCCGCGCAUUGCUCUGCGCAAGCGGCCGAAUUAGUAGCAUUAACAGAGGCCUGUAAAAUCGCAGAAGGAAAAACAGUCACCAUCUACACAGAUUCUCGUUAUGCUUUUUCGACCUGUCAUGACUUUUCGGCUCUAUGGCGAUGUAGGAAAUUUCUAAAAUCCGAUGGUAAACCCAUCCAAAAUCAUGAUAAAAUAGCAGCCUUGCUAGAAGCGAUUUUGCUUCCAAGGUCGAUUGCUAUUUGCAAGUGCGUCGCGCAUUCCAAGUUUAACGAUUUUGUAUCAUUAGGAAACAAACGCGCAGAUAUCGCUGCGAAGAACGCAACAAAGGGAACAGAACCUUCUCUUACAUGUGUAACUGUUAACAAUGACGAACUAACAUUCCCUUCUAGUUCUCUUGCAGCUAUGCAGGGUUUCGCAACACCAGAAGAGAAAAAACAAUGGGUGAAGGCCGAGUGCAAGCUGAAAGACAACGUUUGGCUGAGCACCGAAGACAAACCUUGUUUGCCAAAACACUUUUUCCCACACUAUGCCAAAUUAGUGCACGGGUUAGAUCACAUAAGCAAAAUGGGAAUGUUUGACAUGAUCAAUCAAUAUUGGUUUACAAAAGGAUUUACUUCCUUUGCAGAAAAAUAUUGUCAAUCUUGUAUGAUCUGUGCCACAAAUAAUGUAGGAAGAGGACAACAGGUCCCUUUGGCAGCGCAUCCACCACCAAGUCAACCUUUUGAUCAUAUAAUGUUCGAUUUCAUUGAACUGACACCAUGUGGAGGUAAGAAAUUCUGCCUUGUUCUGGUUGAUAUGUUCUCAAAGUGGGUGGAAGUCUUCCCCACAUCUAAGCAAAAUGCUGGGGCUGUUGCAAAGGCACUAGUGUCUGAGAUCGUCCCAAGAUGGGGAAUACCAAAAAAGAUUAGUAGUGAUAAUGGCACACCUUUUUGCUAAUGAGGCAA
This is a messenger RNA of Puntigrus tetrazona (Sumatra barb), 3332 nucleotides long. RefSeq names its product protein NYNRIN-like. Gene Ontology annotation, biological process: DNA integration; proteolysis. The transcript has 2 exons. The coding region runs from base 259 to 3324 and encodes 1021 amino acids. Gene Ontology annotation, molecular function: aspartic-type endopeptidase activity; RNA-DNA hybrid ribonuclease activity; nucleic acid binding. The record is from RefSeq and is a predicted model, not a curated record. Lineage: Eukaryota; Metazoa; Chordata; Actinopteri; Cypriniformes; Cyprinidae.